This is a messenger RNA of Penicillium daleae, 279 nucleotides long. RefSeq lists its product as uncharacterized. The transcript is spliced from 3 exons. Bases 1 to 279 code for a protein of 92 amino acids. Lineage: Eukaryota; Fungi; Ascomycota; Eurotiomycetes; Eurotiales; Aspergillaceae. The record is from RefSeq and is a predicted model, not a curated record.
AUGAAGCUCUCUAUCUUCCUCCCCCUAGCGGCCUUCCUGACCUUGACCGCCGCCGAGCCGUCAAACAUAAACGACGACAUUAGCCCGUGUUUGACCCGAUGUCUGACCGAGGCUGCGGUCGUCGCUGGAUGUAUCUCCCAGUACGACUCGGUCUGCACCUGCCCCAGCCCAGCCUUCAGGGAUGCGAUGAAGAUGUGUUUGGAUUAUUCUUGUACGGCGGAGGAUGCAACGAUGGCGCAAGAGCUACACAAGGAGCGCUGUGGGACGCCGCCGAGCUAG